AUGAGCGCGGAUCUGGACCGCGUGUCUGUGGAUUCGCGCGCUUCCUCCUCCACCGCCUCCUUGGGCUCGGCCACGGGGGCGUCGGCGGUCGGUGGGCAGCCGGCGGUGGGCCCCGCGGCCGCCGGGGCAGGGAUCCGGCUGCUGUCGUCCAACGUGCGGAAGCUGCACGGGGCGCUCAACCUGCUGCUGAGCGAAGGCGAGCGGGAGCAGUUCAUCCACUGCCUGAACGUCUACCACUGCCGGCGCAACGUCUUCGACCUGGUGCAGACCCUCAAGGUCCUCCUCGACGGCCCCGAGAAAAGGCAGCUCCUGCCCAUGCUCCGCCUGGUCAUCCCCCGCUCCGACCAACUCCUCUUCGACCAGUACACCUCCGAGGGGCUCUACCUCAAGGCCGACUUCUUGCCCGCUCACGCCAACGGGGGCCUCGACGGCGCCGCCUCUCCCAGGGCCCUGGCCUCCGUCGGGGCGGCCGCCCCUUCCCCGGCCGUCUCUCCGGCGCCGGCUGCCCAGUUCUGGCCUCCCCCGGCGGUCGCUCGGAAGCCGUCGCCGGAUUUCAGCACCAUCCUGGACGGGACAGCUCCCCUGGCGGCUCCCGGCUUGGAGGAGCUGCGCGGGGAGGUCAGGCAGGUGACCCUCAAGAGGAAUAAAGCCCAGGAGGGCUUGGGGUUUAGUAUCCGAGGCGGCUCCGAGCACGGCGUGGGCAUCUACGUCUCCCUGGUGGAGCCCGGGUCCCUGGCCGAGAAGGAGGGCCUCCGGGUGGGCGACCAGAUCUUAAAAGUCAACGACAAGCCGCUGGACAAAGUGACCCAUGCCGAAGCGGUCAAGGCACUGAAAGGGUCCAAGAAGCUGAAUCUUUCAGUUCACUCGGUCGGACGCAUCCCUGGCGGUUACGUCACCAAUCACAUCUACACGUGGGUGGAUCCCCAGGGCCGGAGUGUUUCCCCGCCUGUAGGCCUGCCCCAGCACCAGAGCAGUACCCUACGCAAGGAUGCCGAUAAGAGGAGCCACCUCCAACUGCUGCAAGAAGGCGAUGAGAAGAAGGUGAACUUGGUGCUGAACGAAGGGCGGUCUCUGGGUCUCAUGAUCCGUGGAGGAGCUGAAUAUGCCCUUGGAAUUUACAUCACAGGCGUGGACAAAGGCUCCGAAGCAGAAAGCACCGGCUUGAAGGUCGGGGAUCAGAUCUUGGAGGUGAACGGCAGAAGCUUCCUGAGUAUCCCCCAUGAUGAAGCGGUGAAGAUCCUCAAGUCCUCGCGUCACCUCAUCAUGACAGUCAAAGAUGUUGGGAGGCUGCCUCAUGCUCGGACAACGGUGGAUGAGACCAAGUGGAUCGCCAGUUCUCAGAUAGGAGAGACCAUUGUCAACCCAGCUGGGGCUGUUGGAGACCACAUAGCAGAGGUGAACACAAAGCCGUCUUUCUACAGGGGUCUGGCAGGGUCCCAGGUAACCCUGAGCAGCCUGGUGAACCAGAGCCGGGUCAUGUUGGAGGAGCAUGCACGCCAUCUACUGAAUGAGCCAGAAAGAGCCACGAUGGGCUACUACCUGGAUGAGUACAAGGAGAACAACAUCCCGGUGGACGCCCUUGUCAUGGCCCUCUUUGAACUGCUCAACACUCAUGCCAAGUUCUCCCUCUUGUCAGAGGUCAGGGGCAUCAUAUCUCCUCAGGACCUCGACCGCUUUGACAACCUGGUCUUGAAGAGGGAGAUUGAAUUCAUGAAGGCCCGGCAGCCCUCGGGGACGGGGACCGGCACAGACUCCUACUCCAUCAUGUCCUACAGCGAUACCGUCUCUUCUACCGGGAGUCACUUCACCUCCACCACCGUCAGUUCAGCUCGGGAGCGACUCCUGUGGCUGAUAGACCUCAUGGAGAAUACGUCGGACUUGGAAGUGAGUGGAAACGGAUGCCAGAGCAGCAUCAAUGCUCUGCCGGAUAUCUCCCUGGAUGACGUCUCUUCUUUCCCCGAGGAGCCUCCGGCUUUCAAGCCUCCACCACCCAGUCCUUCUCAAACAGCAGACUCCUCCUCUUCCCAGAGCAGAAACACAGCGAAAGACACCCUCACAAGGCCUUCUUCUGAAUCUUCCCAAUCCGGCCUGUUCUUUGUGGCGCCCAGGAUCCCCACAGCAUCUCCAAGCCUCUCCGAGAGAGACACCAGCAGCAUCACCUCUAUAGCCACCUCCUCCACAGAGGAUUCUUCCCCCAGCAGCAUCUACGCCUCUGUCUCCAGAAGGUCCAUGGAUGCCCACUUGUCAUUGGUCAACCAGCAACCAAUAGGGCCUUUCCCCAGGGUCCAGUCACCAACCCGAUUGAAGACUCCUUCCCCGGAGGCUACUCUGGCCAGCAGCCUCCCAAGCCCCAAAGCACCAUCCCCUUCUUCUCCUCCUCCUCCUCCUCCACCAUCUCACCCGGCUCCUCCUCCUCCCAAUGAAAAGGGCGGCCUGGAGUCCAGCACCACCCAGCAUUUCAUCAUGGUAGAAGUCCAUCGGCCCAACGGUGAGCCAGAUGUCAAUGAAGUGAGGUCUUUGCCCCAAGCUAGAGUCUCCACUCUCUCCCAGCUCUCUGACAGUGGGCAGACCCUCAGUGAAGACAGCGGCGUGGACAUCGGGGACGCAGAGCUGAGCACCAAAGACAGGAGCCGGCUGCAAGGUCCCCUCAAGGGCAGAAGCCCCCAGGAAGUGCUGAGGAGCGACGGGCUGGCCGAACCACUCCCCAAACCGCCAGGCCUCCUGGAGCCAACAUCCCAUCUGAUCCGGGUGACAAAGACCGCACCAACCCUCGGCAUCGCCAUUGAGGGGGGAGCCAACACUCGACAGCCCCUGCCUCGAAUAGUGACCAUACAGCGAGGAGGUUCCGCCCACAACUGCGGGAAGCUGAAGGUGGGCCACGUGAUCCUGGAGGUGAACAGCGUGCCCCUACGGGGGAAAGAGCACCGCGAGGCGGCCCGCAUCAUCGCCGAGGCCUUUAAGUCGAAGGAGAAGGACUAUGUUGAUUUCCUGGUCACCGAAUUCAACGUCGCUCUUUAGGAACAGGACAGCGAGAGGCUCUGAAGCCGAGAGAGCGUGAGAAAUGGGGUUUUGAGAGGGCUCUGACACACUGCGCAAGCACACGCGCACAGUCACGACACCUGGAUGACUCCCACACCAAGUCCAACAGCACACGAAUGGACGCCGCCAGCACAAGCCAUGCGUGGAUUUCCAGUGAGACAGGUUUGGGGUUGGGGUU
This is a messenger RNA of Heteronotia binoei (common prickly gecko), 3217 nucleotides long. RefSeq names its product whirlin (gene WHRN). Gene Ontology annotation, biological process: auditory receptor cell stereocilium organization; sensory perception of sound. Bases 1 to 3018 code for a protein of 1005 amino acids. The record is from RefSeq and is a predicted model, not a curated record. Gene Ontology annotation, cellular component: photoreceptor inner segment; stereocilia ankle link complex; plasma membrane. The transcript is spliced from 13 exons. Gene Ontology annotation, molecular function: protein binding. NCBI's taxonomy places the organism in Eukaryota, Metazoa, Chordata, Lepidosauria, Squamata, Gekkonidae.